AUGAAAGAAGAAAAUUUCCUCAUCACAGCUUUAUUGGCUUUAGAGCCGAAAGACGUGACUACCGUGAUCACAGAAGAGGAGUUCGCCGUCUCCCGCCGGAAUGUUGAACCGGUGCCCGACCUGUGGACCGAUAUGGAGAGGAUGUUGAGGCGUUAUAACUCGCCCAGGACGCGUCGACGUGCAGUCCCCGGGUCCAUUCAACCGAAACUUCCAUCUCUCCCCAGGCUCAGCCUUCGUCUGCCGACCAAGAGGCCAGUAACGUUCCCCAACUUCGAGUCAAUGGGAAGACCGAUGUCUGCUGCAGAAAAAUCCAGGAAUGAACUCCUCGCUUGGCCCAAGAAGGUAUACGAUCCGAGACUUUUCCAAAACCAAGAGGAGAUCGUCCCGGUGGGUCCAAAACAGACCCCUCUUGCCCCGCAAUCCCAUCCCCACGGCCCUUCACCAUCAUGUCAAGUCGGUGAGCACGACGGCCCUGAUGGAAACGACGAACACCCGCUGAUGAGUUUGAGCCAACUGAUCGCUGAAGUCGACCAAUACUACAGACCCUCCUGA
Puccinia graminis f. sp. tritici CRL 75-36-700-3 is the source of this 552-nucleotide messenger RNA. RefSeq lists its product as uncharacterized. NCBI's taxonomy places the organism in Eukaryota, Fungi, Basidiomycota, Pucciniomycetes, Pucciniales, Pucciniaceae. The record is from RefSeq and is a predicted model, not a curated record. The transcript is spliced from 2 exons. Bases 1 to 552 code for a protein of 183 amino acids.